This is a messenger RNA of Conger conger (European conger), 1720 nucleotides long. RefSeq names its product lumican (gene lum). NCBI's taxonomy places the organism in Eukaryota, Metazoa, Chordata, Actinopteri, Anguilliformes, Congridae. Gene Ontology annotation, molecular function: protein binding. Bases 154 to 1194 code for a protein of 346 amino acids. The record is from RefSeq and is a predicted model, not a curated record. The transcript has 3 exons.
UAGCAAAGGCAUCCACCCUCUUAUUCGCUUCCUCCUGAGAAUUGCAUCUGAUAUCCCUCAUCACUCUACCUAUUGUUGGGGUAGAGGUGAGAACCAUUUUGCCCGCAAGCAGCCAGCCAGAAGCAAAGGCAGGUGUAAUUUGUUGGCAGAGAAAUGAGUCUGCUCAGCGUACUUCUUUUAAGCAUUCUGACGGGCAGUGCCCUGUGUCAGUACUAUGACUAUGGCAGCUACCUGGAGCCCUCCAACCUGCUGGGUCCAUCGGGGCCUAACUGCGCCCAGGACUGUGACUGCCCUAUGAACUUCCCCAGUGCCAUGUACUGCGAUAACCGCCGCCUCAAAGAGAUGCCCAGUAUCCCCCCUGGCAUCAAGUACCUCUACCUACAGAACAACCAGAUCGAGGAGAUCAAGGCUGGGGCCUUUGCCAAUGUCACUGACCUCCGCUGGCUCGUCCUGGACAGCAACCGCAUCACGAGCAGCAAGGUGGAGAAGGGCGCCUUCGACAAGCUGGCCUCCCUGGAGAGGCUGCUGUUCAGCUACAACGAACUUACGGAGCCCGUGGGACCACUGGCGAAGUCUCUCACUGAGCUGAAGAUGAUCGGAAACAAGCUGUCCAAGAUCCCCGCGGUGACGAUGUUGGGCCUGGCCAACCUGACCUCCAUCCACCUGCAGGAGAAUGAGCUCACCUCCGAGAGCAUCGCUGGAGCCUUUGAGGGGCUCACAUCUCUCCACUACCUGGAUAUCAGCCAGAAUAAGCUGGCAAAGCUGCCUGCGGGUAUGCCCAAGUCCAUCCAGAUGCUCUAUGCUGACGACAACAACAUUGACAGCAUCCCCGAAGACUACCUGUCCAAACUCCCUCAGCUGCAGUACCUCCGGAUCUCUCACAACGAACUGGCGGACGCAGGCGUUCCCGCUGGGGUCUUCAACGUGUCCACCCUCAUCGAGUUGGACCUCUCCUACAAUAAGUUGGGAUCCAUCCCAGAAGUCCACGAGAACCUGGAGAACCUCUACCUGCAGGUCAACGAGAUCAGCAAGUUUGACCUGGGGAGCUUCUGCAAGAUCAUUGGGCCAGUCAAUUAUUCCAAACUGAAACACCUGCGCCUGGAUGGGAACCACCUAACCCGCAGCAGCGUGCCUUUCGACGCGUCCAACUGCCUCCGCCAGGCCGCCGAGCUCACUGUGGAGUCCACAGACUGAAGGCCUUCCUCCCAGUCUCCCACCUUCCUCAUCCUCACGAACAUGAUUUUAAACAUUCACACACCUCUUCCACUCUGCUUCAAACUCGGCUUCACAUCCUGCCAAGACCUAAAGGAACCAAAACAUAAGAGAGAGGACGGCUGUGCAGUAGAAGUUCAUAAAUAGAAUAAUCACACAGGUCCAUAACUUUUGCCCCCACUGGGGAGUUCAGUAUGUUUACAUAUAUAAAUACAUAUACAAUGUAUGUUUAUAUUAUAUAAAUACACUAUAAUUGUGUGAUAUUUGAGUUAAGGUUUCAUAAUGAAAAAAACACUAUGGGAUAUAUGGGAAUUAUUUUCCUCAUUGACAUUGUUCAGACAUUGAUGUUACCAUUGAUGUCUCAUCUAAAAAAAACAUUUUGUGAAGACUUAUUUUCCAUUAGUUGCAUGAAAACCAUGGUAAAUUUGUAUGAUAACAUAGCAUUUAAAUUUUUUUCUCAUGGUUACCUUGUUAAUACCUCCUAAACCUUUCUUGGCUGGAUAAUCCA